AAAGAUGUUGCCGACUUUGUAAGAAGAUGUUUGACCUGUCAGCAAGUCAAAGCCGAGCAUAAGAGUCCGAUAGGCCCUCUACGACCACUGCCGAUUCCGAGGUGGAAGUGGGAGGAGGUUGCGAUGGAUUUCGUUACGGGGUUACCGAGGUCGUCUGAACAUCACGAUGCUAUCUGGGUCGUGGUCGACAGAUUGACUAAGGUUGCCCACUUCUUGCCAGUAUCGAUGAGUAUGCCUUUGGAUCGGUUGGCUGAAAUUUAUGUCCGUGGGAUCGUUCGACUCCAUGGAGUACCUGUUACUAUUGUGUCAGAUAGAGACCCCAGAUUCACCAGUAGAUUCUGGAAGAGUUUACACGAGGCAAUGGGUACAAAGCUAGCCUUCAGUUCAGCCUACCAUCCUGAGACUGAUGGACAGACGGAGCGGACUAUACAGACGUUAU
Striga hermonthica is the source of this 439-nucleotide messenger RNA. The record is from the annotation of a GenBank genome assembly. NCBI's taxonomy places the organism in Eukaryota, Viridiplantae, Streptophyta, Magnoliopsida, Lamiales, Orobanchaceae.